AUUUUCCACAUUUUGUCAUGUUACAACCAAAAACGUACCGUAUUUUUCGCUCCAUAAGAUGCACCUGACCAUAAGACGCACCUAGGUUUUAGAGGCAGAAAACAGGAAAAAUAAAAUUCUGAACUAAUGGACUGCAGACACAGAGAUGACCAGAGACUGCGGACACAGUACAGGAGAUGCCCAGAGACUGCGGACACAGUACAGGAGAUGACCAGAGACUGCGGACACAGUACAGGAGAUGACCAGGGACUGCGGACACAGUACAGGAGAUGACCAGGGACUGCGGACAUAGUACAGGAGAUGACCCAGAGACUGCGG
Messenger RNA from Staurois parvus, 318 nucleotides. The record is from the annotation of a GenBank genome assembly. NCBI's taxonomy places the organism in Eukaryota, Metazoa, Chordata, Amphibia, Anura, Ranidae.